Raphanus sativus (radish) is the source of this 1509-nucleotide messenger RNA. RefSeq names its product extensin. The transcript has a single exon. NCBI's taxonomy places the organism in Eukaryota, Viridiplantae, Streptophyta, Magnoliopsida, Brassicales, Brassicaceae. The coding region runs from base 68 to 1186 and encodes 372 amino acids. The record is from RefSeq and is a predicted model, not a curated record.
CAUAAUAUGAAUCGUCCCAUUGUGUUUUCACUCUAAUAACAUCUUCCAUUUCAAAAUUUAUAAGAUAAUGUCUAACGUUCGUCCAUGGUUCCGUCUCUCUAGCAUCGCUAGGCCUACAUCACAAGCCUCAAGCGACCCUCCUCCUCCACCUCAAUCCCGACAAACCACUCGCCGUCCGGUGGUAGUCAGAACGCCGGCGAAACAACCUUCCCCUCCACGUCAGCAACAACCUCCUUCACCUCCACGUCAGCGUCCUCCCCCUCCACGUCAGCAACAACCUCCUUCGCCUCCACGUCAGCGUCCUUCCCCUCCACGUCAGCGAACACCUCCACCACCUCAAGAGCAGUCUCUAUAUCAUUCACCGCCGAGCCGCCACAUGUCACCACCGACCCCACCAAAGGCUGUGUCUCCAUCGCCGCCGACACCACCGCCUAGGUGGUCAUACACGCCGCCACCACCAUCUCUCAAGGAGGUUCAAGAAGCCUUUCCACCGCGAAAGCCAACUUCACCACCGAGUCCAGCUCAUUCGACCCGGUCAGUAAAAUCUGAAUCAGAGACUUAUCGAACAGCACCAUCACCGAGAGGACUCUCUCCUUACUCUCUCCCACCUCCUCAGCUACAUUCCGAACGCCAAACCACUCAGAAAAACAUUCUCACAGCUGAGAAAACAAACCAACUCCAAGAACCAAACCAUCAUAACCAUAACCCUAAUCAUCAAGGCAACAACACCAAGAAGACUCCACGUCAGGCAUCUUAUUCCGAAUUCGAAAACAUAAUGCGCACUCGAGUCAUCACCAUUGCAGGUGAGAACAAAGGUGCUGUAAUGGAGGUCAGACGUUCUCCUUCAAGCAACAAAACAGGUGGAGCAGGAACACAUCCCUCCAGGGGUUUUCACGGCACAGGAGAGAAGGGACGUAAACUUCAGAGCAGCAGCAGCAGCAGUGAUGAAGGAGAAGGGAAGAAGAAAACGACGAAGAACAAUAAUGCUAAUAAUAGUAAUCUCCCGAUGAAAGCAUUUAUAAACAGUAACGUUCAGAUGAUAAACAACUCUAUCGUUUACAACUCUGCGGCAACUCAUCACGAUCCCGGCGUUCAUCUCAAAAUCUCAAGGAAACCUGGCUCCGACAAUGGUUUCCACGUCAAGGACUACACGUACGGUAAAAGUGGCGGUGGAUACACCAACUAAGAAACUAAAAAAUAUCUCUGGGAAAAAAAUACCGAAAAAAUGCUAAAGGUUUUGUGUUUACAUUGUAAUAAAUUUAAUUUGAUUAAAAAUAUUAAAAUAAAGAAGAAAAGGAAAGAAUAAGAAAAAGAAAAAUAUAUGUGGGGUUAGUGGUUUCUGAUUCUUCUUUAAGCUUCUGGAAACCCUCUCACUAGUUUGGCGGCUUUGAUUCGUUUUAUCGAAACGUUUUUUUUUUAAUUUGUAAAAGGUUCUCUCUGUCUCUUUGACAUGGUCAAUGAGAUAUCGAUUUUAUUAAAAGUAAUAAUAAUAAUCAUUAAAUUAUUUCA